Molecule: messenger RNA, 513 nt
Organism: Linum trigynum
Lineage: Eukaryota; Viridiplantae; Streptophyta; Magnoliopsida; Malpighiales; Linaceae
Source: the annotation of a GenBank genome assembly
AUGUCCGGGAAUAUCGCGCGGGUUACUCCACUCAAGGCUGCAGCCGCCGCAUCGAAGGAACCUACAGUGGUGGCCGAGAAGACAGUUGCAGUAGCAACUUCCUUUCCUUGCACAUCACCAUCAUUGAUGGUCAUUCCCCCACCGAUCGAGACGAAACCGGCUAUCGAUGAGUCCCCAGCGGCAGAGCCUCCGACAACGAAAGAAGUGCCAUCACCGUUUUCCCGAUCAAGCGCCGCCGAGGGCAUUCCUGUGACCAUCAACGCAAAUGUUCUUUCCAGCUCAGCUAAGAAGCUCGCCGGAAAUACCGUUGCGGUGACGAUUCCAUCUUCACCGACAAGAGCUCCAACCGUUGGGAAGUCACGCUUCUCGCCCGAAAUCUCCACCCAUGGUCCCGGAAGUACCCAGGAGCACAGGGGUCAGAUCAGGUCUACGGCAUCGACUGCCCUCGACCUGAAAUCAGUUCCAUUGAUGUCCCCAAUCAAUGGUUGGAAGUUCCGUAAGAAGCGCACAUGA